CAACAGCAAGGUUGUAGACGGAAGGGGUGGCGAAGCGGGGCAGGGGCACUAAGCGAAUGCAAAAUGAAUUAAACGGAGAACGAGACGAAAACAAACGGAAACAAGUGUCAUAAUCCUAUCCAAAGCAGUCGGAGAUAAUGUCGAGCGAUGAACUGUAUCGCGUAAAGUACUCUAGUUCGCGCUAUCAGCGCCAGCACACGCCCUUGAACGCCAGCUCCUUGCACUGGCAGCGCCAGCAAUACGGUCAUGAGCUGGACGAGAUGCUCCGGCGACGUCUGCUGGCAUCGCCGGCCUACGUGGACAGGUUGGAGCAGGAGGCAGUGCUCGUCGGUCAUGAGGGAUGCGUCAACUGCCUGGAGUGGACCACUGAUGGUAUGUGGCUGGCCUCCGGAUCCGACGACUAUCGUGUGAUGAUCUGGGAUCCGUUCCGAAAGAAGCUUGUUCAUGUCAUCAGGACCAAGCAUCUGGGCAACGUGUUCUCUGUGAAAUUUCUGCCCAAGACCAACAACAGCAUUGUGGCUACGUGUGCAGCGGAUAAGUUCAUCUACGUCUACGACAUCAACGACCCGAACGAGACCCUUUUUUCUUGUAUAUGCCAUUAUUCGCGGGCGAAGCGCUUGGCCACCGCCCAGGACUCGCCGCACGUCUUCUGGUCGGCGGGAGAGGACGGCUGCAUACUGCAGCUGGAUAUACGGGAGCCACAUCGCUGCCGUCCCGAGGAAGGUAUUGGUGUCAGGCUCUUGAACCUGCACGAUCAGGUGGAGAACACAGAGGCCAAAUGUCUGGCCAUAAAUCCCAGAAGGACGGAAUACCUGGCCGUGGGCACCAACGAUCCCUUUGCCCGGGUGUACGAUCGCCGCAAGCUGCCCUCCACCGACGGCAAUGGUCUCUCUGCCUGCGUGGCGUACUAUGCUCCCGGACAGAUCGUGAAAAACGUCAGUCGGAACAUUGUCCACGAGCCACGGGGAAUCACUUAUCUUACGUUCAAUGGCAAUGGCACAGAGCUUCUGGUCAACAUCGGUUGCGAGCACGUCUACCGCUUCGAUCUGAAUCACGGUGAGCCUCCGGUUUUCUACGAUCUGCCCGCCUUCACAUCAACACUCGUUCAUGAGGAGGAGCCGGUGAAGAUGCCACACAGAAGAAGUCGUUCGCUGCCAACCGAAAUAGAGGUGCAUAAGAAGGAGGGCAAUAACUUUCUUGAGAAUGGCAAACUUGUGGAUGCAAUUGAUGCGUACUCAGCGGCUUUGGCGAAAUAUCCACAAGGAGAGGUCCUCUAUCUGAACAGAGCGACGGCUCUAAUACGACGCGGCUGGUUUGGUGACAUAUAUGCGGCACUUAGGGAUUGUCAUGAGGCCCUGCGUCUGGAUCCCAGUUAUGUGAAGGCCCACUUUCGGCUGGCCAGGGCAUUGCUUGAGCUGCAUCGACCCCAGGAUGCGGAUCAGUGCUUGCAGGCACUCAUUCAGCGUUUCCCCAACUUCGCAAACAAUCACGGCGUGCUCAUGCUGAACAAGGACAUCAAGGAGAAUCGACGACAGACACAGAGUCCCGAUGCACCCGAGCCACAGCCAGUGGAAAUGGAUGAUGGCUUACACUACAUGCGUCUGAAGGACGCCGAAUAUGAUCUCCGUUCCACGGCGCGCGACUAUAUGCAACGCUAUGUGGGCCACUGCAACAUCACGACGGACAUAAAGGAGGCCAACUAUUUGGGCAGCCAGGGCGAGUUCAUAGCCGCUGGUUCGGAUGACGGCAACAUGUACAUUUGGGAGGGAGACACGGGCAAGAUACGCGCCGUUUAUCGGGCGGACAGUGCCAUCGUGAACUGCGUGCAACCGCAUCCGAGCAUUUGCAUGCUGGCCACCAGUGGCAUUGACCAUAGCAUUAAGAUCUGGUCGCCGUGCGCCGCCAGCGCCGAGGAGCGACCGAAUCUCGUGGCGGAUGUGACGCGCUUCGUUGAGGACAACCAGGAGAAGAUGCGCCUCGAUCCAUUCGAACUGCACACGCGCAAUGCGUACUGUUUCAAUAAUUAGGAACUGUGGCUUAUUGUGCAUAUUGAUCUAUAUUGGCUGCAUGCAUGUACAGCAGCAGGCGAGAUCCAAUCGGCAAUAUAUCAAAUAUUAGUGUAAUUUAAGCUAAGCAAACAUAUUUUUGUUAAUUUGUAAACGAAUUACUGUAUACAAAGUACGAAGCUUGUGAAGGAUGUUAUGAAAGACUACUAAAAUAAAUGCAGAGACAUGCAAAUCGACCUGUUUUCGAAUCGUAAUUUAAUGAAAAGCUCAGGAUGGUUUGCAUUUGUUUUUUUUUUUUUUUGUUUUUUGUAUUAAUUAUUCUGUUUAUUUACCGUAGUUUCUUUAAAUCUAUGCUCACAUGUAUACAUAUACAUACAUAUAAA
This is a messenger RNA of Drosophila sechellia, 2389 nucleotides long. It is a transcript of the gene adp, whose product is annotated as WD and tetratricopeptide repeats 1. Gene Ontology annotation, molecular function: protein binding. The record is from RefSeq and is a predicted model, not a curated record. Lineage: Eukaryota; Metazoa; Arthropoda; Insecta; Diptera; Drosophilidae. Gene Ontology annotation, biological process: negative regulation of fatty acid biosynthetic process. The transcript is spliced from 2 exons. Bases 138 to 2027 code for a protein of 629 amino acids. Gene Ontology annotation, cellular component: Cul4-RING E3 ubiquitin ligase complex; cytoplasm.